AUGCCGUCACUCCCCAAUACCUCCACAACAGGCAAACCUUUCCUCAUCUGUUCUGCUGGCUUUGUGCUAAUCCUCCUCUUCCUCAGCCCCUCUGGUAUUCAUGGGGCUUCUCUCAGAGACCACAGACUGCGAGGAAGUGAAUCAGACCCCCAGAGGGGAUAUAUUCAUCAAACUCCCAAUGCUGACAUGCUCAAAGCCUUGGAGUACAUCGAGAGCCUCCGUCAGAGAACCAGUGCAGACUCCCAGCAGCACGCCCCUCUCACUGCAGGGCACGAUGCCAGCCACAUGGAUGAUGCUGAGAAGCUGCGUGCCAUGCUGAGGCUGGCUUCUAACCCCACGCAAAGCAAAAAUGAGGAGGAGGAAGAAGAGGAGGAGGAGGAAGGGAGGGAGGAUAAGAGUGAAGAGUUGCUCCAAGCUGUGCUCAGCACCCUCCAGCAGACAGAAAAGGCCUCCAAGCAAGCAUUGCUUCGUCCCUCCUCCCUGGGCGGAGGUGAAGGAGGAGCAGCCAUGAAGGAUGGCAUGUUCCCCAGGGUGCAGCAGAAGCAACACAGCAUCACACCUCACAAGAAGCUGCCGUUAAUGUUUGAGGAUGAAGAAGAGGGUGAAGGAGACGAGGAGGAGGAUGAGGAGGGGCCAGAGCAUGACAGCCCCUUUAAGCGCACCAAUGAGAACGUGGAGGAGAAGUACACGCCUCAGAACCUGGCCACGCUGCAGUCGGUGUUUGACGAACUGGACAAGCUAACUAAUGUGAAGUCCUUGCACAAACGACAAGAUGAAGAGGAUGCCAUGGAGGAUGAGGAUGAGGAAGACAAUGAUGAUAUGUUUAAUGUGAGAAAUGUGGCGUACGAUGAUGUGGAUGGUGAUUUCGCAGAUUGGGGUCCGCUACAAGAACAAGAGGAUGAAGAUGAGGAGGAGGAGAGGGACGACAGACACGUGUUUGACCGAGGCCUUGAUUAUGUUGACGAUGAAGACGAAGACACAGAUGAUGACGGCGAGGAGGAAGACGGCGAAAACAACCCGAUCAAGAGGUCAAAGGAUCCUGAUGACAUGACCAACCUGGUGGACUAUUACCUUCUCAAAGUGCUGGAGAAAACAGAAGAGCAAGAGCAGAAACGAGCGCUAGAGGAAGAGGAGAAACAGAGGGCUGAGAGGAGAGUGGCUCAGAUGCAGUACAGAGAUAACAUAGACCCACAAGCCAUCUACCAGCUCAUUCAAAUCUCCCAGAAAUACCAGAUUCCACCUGAAGACCUGAUAGACAUGCUCAAGACUGGAGAAACAACAAAUCAAGUCAAGUCACGAAAUAACAAUGAAUUAGCCAGAGCACAAAACAAACUCUCUCAGAUAUCCUCAAAGAAGACACACAUGGGUACUGAAGCUAAAUUCUACAACAGACGCCUUCCCGAUAGACAAAAGACCCCAGAAGACCUGAGGACAGAGGAAAUUCUCAACAUCCUGGGGUUAGGGGGCACAGAGAGCAGAGAUCGAGCUCCUGUCAGGAAGCCGAAGCAGUACAAAAGCUCACAGUCACGACUUCACAGUUCGCCUGCAGGGCUUUCGGGGGAAUCCGCUCCCACGCAACGGCACUAUCCCAGCAAAUUAAAAGACGACUAUGAUGACACCGUCGACGAGGAUGAACUGGCAGCAUAUCUCGCAGCACAGAUGCUCGCACAGUAUCCCAACCCGGCGUACAGCAACAACAAAGCGAGCCAAAAGCGCGAUGAAGCAGAACACAGCAUGACGGGGUCUUUUGAACAGGCGAUACAGAAUUAUUUUGAUCAAAUGGACUCAGAUAAAAGCACAGAUGAAAAGAGACAGUCAGAGCAUGAUGAGAGGGGCAGUGAUACACAAAUGCAAGGCUUUGAUAAUGAUGCACUGAUGAAAUUGCUGAGCUAUCUGAACCCAGAAGCUGAAGAAAGUGAUACUGAUGCCAAAACUGCCCCAGGAAUAUAA
This is a messenger RNA of Scomber japonicus (chub mackerel), 1950 nucleotides long. It is a transcript of the gene scg2a, whose product is annotated as secretogranin II a. The coding region runs from base 1 to 1950 and encodes 649 amino acids. Gene Ontology annotation, cellular component: secretory granule. The record is from RefSeq and is a predicted model, not a curated record. NCBI's taxonomy places the organism in Eukaryota, Metazoa, Chordata, Actinopteri, Scombriformes, Scombridae. The transcript has a single exon.